UAAAGAAAGUUAAUAAUCACUAGAACGACCUUUUGCCCUUCGGAGAUCAGAUGAGCCAAGAAAGCACCCCCGCGUGCCAUGCAGUCGUGGCCCCUCCCCCGCCCCACGUCCUCCUUGUCUCUGCCCCUUUUCAGGGCCACGUCAACCCGCUACUCGCCCUCGGCCAGCGCCUCGCUUCCAUGGGCCUCCUCGUCACCUUCACCACCGCAGUCCACACGGGCCUCAGAUUCAAGCACCAGCAGCACGGCGAGGACGGCGCGGCCGUGGACGCCGUCGGGCGCGGCGCGAUGCGUUUCGAGCACCUGCGUGGAGGCGAGGUUUGGGCCCCGGAUGACCCACGCUACCACGUCGCCGACGACGUGGGGCGCAACCUCGACGCCGUGGCCUCGGUGGCGCUCUCCGAGCUCAUCCGUCGCCAGGCCGACGCAGGGCGGCCAGUCACCUGUGUCGUAGCCAACGUUUUCGCACCGUGGGCGCUCCGCGCCGCGGGAGCCAUGGGCGUCCCGGGCGCCAUGCUGUGGACGCAGUCCUGCACCGUCAUGUCGCUGUACUACCACUACUUCCAAUCACUGGCGGCGUUCCCCUCGAAGGAGGCUGGGCCGGACGCGCCCGUCGAUGUCCCUGGGCUGCCCACGCUGGCGGCCGGGGAUCUCCCCGCGUUAAUCCAUGAGCCUGAGGAGAACAUAUGGCGCCAAGCGCUCUUGUCGGACUUUCGCAGCCUCCGCGAGACGGUGUCGUGGGUUCUUGUCAACACCGCCGACGAGCUGGAGCACGCAGCCAUCGAAGCGCUUCGCCCGCACCUGCCAGUUCUACCAUUACCAGUCGGUCCGCUCCUCGACAUGGAGAAAAUAAGCGCCGCCGACGAUGCCGACGACGAAUGCACGGCGUGGCUCGAUGCUCAGCCUCCGCGAUCGGUGGUUUUUGUGGCGUUCGGGAGCCUCGUGAAGCUGGAUCGCGACGAGAUGGCGGAGUUGGCAGGCGGGCUGGCGUCUACGCGGCGACCGUGCCUGUGGGUUGUGCGCGACGACAGCCGUGACCUCCUCCCGGACACCGCCGUCGCGAGCGGCGACAGCUGGGGCCGGGGUAAGCUGGUGUCCUGGUGCGACCAGCGGCGUGUGCUCUCGCACAGCGCCGUCGGAUGCUUUAUUACGCACUGCGGAUGGAACUCGACCACGGAGGCACUCGCGGCCGGCGUGCCCGUCGUCGCGUACCCCGUGUUCUCCGACCAGCGCACCAACGCCGCGUUCCUGGUGGACGUGUGCGGCGUCGCGGUCCGGCUCCCGACGUCUCCCACGCGAGACGCCCUGCGCCAAUCGGUCGAGGUGGUAAUGGGAGAUGGCGCGCAAGGGAAGCAUAUCCGCGCAAGGGCCCAGGGGUGGAGAGACAAGACCUGCGCGGCGUUGGCUGAAGGCGGCUCGUCCGACAUGGCCACCCAGGAGUUCGUUGAUGCUGUACUGUCCAUAGGAAUGAACUACUCAAGUAUGCCUUUUGUUUAGGGUUAUUUUCUUUAAAAAAAACACAUGCGUUAUUUAUACAUAAUACAAUUAAUCUAUACUCUUUUAAAAUAUCAGUUUCGUA
Messenger RNA from Zea mays, 1578 nucleotides. RefSeq names its product gallate 1-beta-glucosyltransferase. The transcript has a single exon. Lineage: Eukaryota; Viridiplantae; Streptophyta; Magnoliopsida; Poales; Poaceae. Gene Ontology annotation, molecular function: quercetin 3-O-glucosyltransferase activity; quercetin 7-O-glucosyltransferase activity. Bases 51 to 1496 code for a protein of 481 amino acids. The record is from RefSeq and is a predicted model, not a curated record.